Messenger RNA from Leptopilina heterotoma, 2777 nucleotides. It is a transcript of the gene Fas1, whose product is annotated as fasciclin-1. Gene Ontology annotation, molecular function: cell adhesion molecule binding. The transcript is spliced from 16 exons. The coding region runs from base 310 to 2397 and encodes 695 amino acids. The record is from RefSeq and is a predicted model, not a curated record. Gene Ontology annotation, biological process: extracellular matrix organization; cell adhesion. Lineage: Eukaryota; Metazoa; Arthropoda; Insecta; Hymenoptera; Figitidae. Gene Ontology annotation, cellular component: extracellular matrix.
AUCGUUCGUGUUGUCCACACGUCGUGUAAGGAAACGCGACUCUGUUUACAUAGUGUCAUUGACAUUAAAUAAAUUCAUGUUUAUCUCUCAAUUUUUAUUUAAACUAUUAAUUUUACAAAGUAUAUUCUAGGUGGUGAAUGUUGUAUAAAAGUGUUGUCUAGUUCCUGAUUUUAAAUAUACGUGUAAAUUCAUUCUCGUCCAGAUAAAUGAAAACUUUUUUACAUCAGUAAAUUCGUUUAAUUUAGGUAUAUAGUGAGUGAUUUUUAGUGUCUUGUGACAAAACAGUAAGGAACAAUUAGAAGAAGAAAAAUGAGUUUAAAAGUGUUAACAAUGUGUCUACCGGCUUUUCUUUUUCUCAUUGUAAUCGCAGGAGGACAUGCGUCGAGUGAGGGCAUCAAGAAAAAAAUUGAAGAUGAUCCCGAUUUGUCUCAGUUUCUCCAGCUUUUAGAAUCGAAUAAAGUUGCCCUGGCUACGUUAAACCUUAGACCCGUAACUGUCUUUGCGUCAACAAAUCGUGCCUUCCAAACGUACAAAGGAAGUGCUGAUCAGUCUGUGAUUCCUUAUCAUAUAACUACCUUCCCUUAUAAAAUCAAUCAGUUGGAGCAUGCUUUAUCCUUAAAUUCGGAGCUUGACGGGAAUCCACCAUUAUGGGUGACACGAAGAAGAAAUGGCAAGACUGAAGAUGUCUAUAUUAAUAAUGCCAAAAUCCUCACGGACCGAAGCAACAUUGAAUUAAUGAUUGGCGAUGUUGGCGAUACUAAGAAACAGGUUUUGCAUCAAAUAUCUGAAGUUUUAGAACCUGUAGUUUCAAUCCGCUCAGCAGACACUCCAAUAGUGAAUCCCAAUGCUCUGCAAUUUUUAAAUAACACAGCUCAACUGAACUUGGGAUCACGACGAACUAGAACGUUUCAACAAAGAGUAACUACUACAGGAAAAGAAGAAGUAUUCAAAGCCGAUGGAAAAUUCACAUUUUUCAUUCCUGAAGAUGAAGGUUUUAAGCCAUCGCCGAGGCCGGAGAAAAUCGAUGGCAGAGUGAUUGAUGGACACGUGAUACCCCAUCAUGUUCUUUUCACGGGACCUACGCCUAAUGACAAACCCUAUAGGACUCUGGCAAACGACGAUAAUCUUAAUGUUACCAUAAGUUUUUACACUGAGCAGGAUGGGAAAAGUAAAAGAGUGUACGUUAAGUCCAACACCAUAGUGGGAGAUAAGGACCAUCCAACUGGCGUAGUUCUCGCCGAGAUCAUAAAAGCAAACAUCCCAGUUAAAAAUGGAGUGGUACACCUUAUUCAACGUCCACUCAUUGUCGUUGAUACGACAAUAAAGGAAUUCCUAGAGUCCUUCAAGGGCAUCGAGAAAGAAGAUGGUCCAGUUUACAAGUUCUACAACACGAUUAUCAGGAAUGGAGAUAAUUUCAUGAACUCCAUGAAGGGUCAACCAAAUAUUACUCUUUUCGCUCCUAGCAAUGCAGCUUGGGAUGUUCCGGAAGUGAAGGGAGUUCUCACAGAUUCAAAACGUAUUGAGGACAUUCUCAAUUUACAUUUAGUUCGUGAGCCAUUACCUUUGGAUCUGAUUAAACAAAAAAGUGGACGCUUGGUGCAAUCGACCAGAAAGGGAAAUCACGGGGUUCCGACAGCUGCCGACAAGAAAAAUCUCUACUUCAACGUUGCUCAAAGUCCAUUUGGAAAUGAAACAGUAACAGUGGAAGGAGGUGGAGUCAAUGCUACAAUAAUCACAGCCAAUAUUGCUGCCACUAAUGGAAUGAUUCACAUUAUUGACAGGGUGCUUGGAAUUCCUUACACUACCGUUCUCGAUAAACUUAAAUCAGACCCUCAAUUAAAUUUGACAUAUUUACUAGGAACGAAGAAAGAUUUCAAUAGCCAGCUAAGUGACACCAACAAGAGAUUCACUUUCUUUGCACCAAAAGAUUCGGCCUGGAAAGCAACGCAAAUCACCUAUCCCUCUACCUAUAAGAAACUCUUCAUGGAUGAUUUCAGUUAUCAUGCGACUCAAAUUUUGCAAAGACAUCUCGUGAUAUCGGAUCAGCACUACACGAUGAGCCAACUUUUAAAUAUGAGUCGCAAUGGAACAGUGACUCUUUCAACAGCCAGAGAUGUUCUUCAUCUACGCAUCAGAGAAUCUAGGAGUGACGGAAAGAGAGAUGAAAACGCAAUUGUUCCAAACCCUUCCGGUCCCUCCGGCUACAUCCUGGAAUGGCAGGGAUUAUCGAUUAAAGUCGAUCGCCCAGAUGUGUCCUGUACCAACGGAAUUAUUCAUGUCAUUGAUGGAGCCUUCCUUAAAGACAGUGAUGUUCGAGUAACUGGAGGAUCUGCUGCUUUCGUGGCGACAUGCUUGCCUCACAUUUUAGUUCUGCUAGUGGUUAAGUGGCUCUUGUAAACAUGACUUGAAAACUUUAGUUACAACUAAGAUAUUUUAAAAAUUAAAUUAAUCGAUUCCGAAUUAUAACAAGAGAUGGGUUUAAAAAUAUUAAUAAUAUAUAAAUCAUCAGACUCUCUGGGAAAGAAUUGAGGAAAAUUCACGAUAGAUAAUUUGACUAUUAUUUAUUCUCCAUUAUGUUUCAUUUCAAUUUUUCUCAACUAUAUAUAUAUAAAAGAAGAAGCCAAAAAAGUGAGAGAGCACAAAUCAACUUUUGUAAAUUGUCACUUUUAUAAAAUGAAAGUCAAAUCUUUACGAUAAUUGUGCGAUCUCUACUUUUCUCGGUGCAUUCGACACACAUGUUACGUGUUUAACAAAGACUGAAGAGAACAGUCUUCAAA